Epithele typhae is the source of this 594-nucleotide messenger RNA. RefSeq lists its product as uncharacterized. Lineage: Eukaryota; Fungi; Basidiomycota; Agaricomycetes; Polyporales; Epitheliaceae. The annotation marks the transcript as partial. The record is from RefSeq and is a predicted model, not a curated record. The transcript has 2 exons.
CCCGACGACUGGCGGACCGACUUCUCGCUCGCCGGCUUCGGCGCCCUCGGCGCCCUCCUCGGUCCACGCCGCCUAGCCGGACCCUCGCGCCCCGAUUCUCCACCCCCAGACACCGCAUACACCCUCAACCGCCACGUCGCCUACCACCCCGCCGCGCCGCCCAUGCACCUCGACCUCCGCCAGCCCCCGGACGCGGUCCGCUUCCACGCCGCCAACCUCGCCGCCUCGCACCACCGCGGCGCGCACUGGCUCGCGCUCCCGUUCUCCGACCCGCCCAUGCGCAGCGCGCGCCUCGUCCACCCGCGCCUCCCGUGGCUCGUCGACGUCCCGCGCCACGACGGCCCCCUCGUCACCCUCUUCGACGUCCUCUGGGCGCUCCACGCCGUGCUCCACGAACCGCUCGCCGAGGCGGACCUCUUCAACGUCUUGAUGGACGAGCGCGCGCGGGCGGCGGUCGCUGCGGCGUUCCAGGCGCGGUGCGGGACGGAGGAGGAGCGUGCGCGCGGCGCGAGGCGGGUCGACUUCCUGAUGGGCGAGGUCGUGAUGGAGGGCGUGCGGCCCGUCGAGCGCGGCAUGUGGGAGGUCUGCACGAGG